Molecule: messenger RNA, 820 nt
Organism: Paramecium tetraurelia
Lineage: Eukaryota; Ciliophora; Oligohymenophorea; Peniculida; Parameciidae
Exons: 3
Biological process (GO): water transport; transmembrane transport
Cellular component (GO): membrane
Molecular function (GO): water channel activity
Source: RefSeq, a predicted model, not a curated record
AUGUAGAGGUUCGAAAGCGAUGUGAAUGCAGAAGGGGAAUCUUAAGCUGCUUACACGAGAUUCGAAUCAUCUCCAUCAGUUGGUCGAUUGUCUGACACACAUGUGGAAAAAUAAACUAUUAUCAAAUCAACUCUAAUUGCUUCAAUUGGGUCCUUCCUCUUUACUUAUGGCAUUUUAGCAUCAGCAGGGAACAAUAUGGCAAUCUUAGUCAUAUUCUUCUUAAGCAUUCUCAUCACUGAUCGACUAACCGUAUUCAAUCCUGCUGUUAGUUUCAUUGACUUACUCAUGGCUAGAAUAGGAUUCCAGGAAUUUAUGUUUAAUGUUAUUGGCUAAGUCGGAGGCAGUCUCUUGGGUGCAAUGGUAUGUUUCUUUGUCUUAGAAGACUUCACGAAUGCACCCUAUUUGAAUGCCAAAAUCGGUGACAAUCUACUUGGAUCAGUGUAAGGCGAAUCGAUUGGCUCUGUUUUAUUUAUGGUAGUCUUGGCUUUGCAAGAGGAUGAUUACUUGAAAUUCUCAGAUGAUAAAUUGGAACAUGCUCUUGUGGUCACUCUAGGAUUUGGUGCUGCUCGUGUCUUGUCAUCUGAGGGAUAGUCACUCUUCAAUCCAGCAUUCGCUUUUAGUUUGGAAUUGUUUGAAUGCAUUCAGGAUGGUUCUUGGGGAAGAUUCGGGUUUUUGUGGGUAUUCACUUGCACUCCUUUCGUGGCAGCAGUUGUAGCAAUAACAUUCAAUAGUCAAGUGUAUAAGAGAUUCUACGACAAGAAAAUUUAAUACGGAUUUUGAUUUAUUAAUUAUGAAUUAAACAAUCACAAAAGAGUAAUAG